Gambusia affinis (western mosquitofish) is the source of this 2292-nucleotide messenger RNA. Its product is annotated as casein kinase II subunit alpha. The record is from RefSeq and is a predicted model, not a curated record. Bases 343 to 1521 code for a protein of 392 amino acids. The transcript has 15 exons. Gene Ontology annotation, biological process: protein phosphorylation. Gene Ontology annotation, molecular function: ATP binding; protein serine/threonine kinase activity. NCBI's taxonomy places the organism in Eukaryota, Metazoa, Chordata, Actinopteri, Cyprinodontiformes, Poeciliidae. Gene Ontology annotation, cellular component: nucleus; protein kinase CK2 complex; cytosol.
GGCAGAAGAAGCGAAAAGCUCUCCGUGGAAAACAGAAAAGAAUGAGCGCCCCCUGCUGGAAAUACCUUUCGCAUUAAGCUCUUGAUCUCGAGCAUCGCCAUAUUGACGUCCCAACAACGCUGAGAGGAGGUAGUCGUUGUAGCCCCCAGUGAUGACUAUACUGAGUCCUGUGCCUCCCGAUUAGACUGGUUGGAUGCCCCAUUUAACAUCCAGGUUUCUCCAUUUCAUACGCCAUCCUUUCUUACAACAAAGGCAUCUCAGCAAAUCUUAUUCACUUUGCCUGUCAACAAUUAAUCCUGGAGGAAACCUCCCAGGACAUUUAGAAAAGAUCCCGUACAGAAUAUGUCUGGCCCUGUUCCAAGCCGCUCUCGAGUUUACCCUGAUGUAAACACACAGAGACCUCGGGAGUACUGGGACUAUGAGUCCCAUGUUGUUGAGUGGGGAAAUCAAGACGACUAUCAGCUCGUCAGAAAACUAGGAAGAGGCAAAUACAGUGAAGUAUUUGAAGCCAUAAACAUCACAAACAACGAAAAGGUGGUGGUUAAAAUACUGAAGCCUGUUAAGAAAAAGAAAAUCAAGAGAGAAAUAAAGAUCCUGGAGAAUCUGAGGGGUGGCCCAAAUAUCAUCUCACUCUUAGAUAUUGUCAAGGAUCCUGUGUCACGAACCCCAGCUCUGGUCUUUGAACAUGUGAACAACACAGAUUUCAAGCAAUUGUAUCAGACUCUGUCAGACUUUGACAUACGGUUCUACAUGUAUGAAAUCUUAAAGGCUCUGGAUUACUGCCACUCCAUGGGUAUUAUGCAUAGGGAUGUCAAACCCCAUAAUGUAAUGAUCGAUCAUGAACACAGAAAGCUCCGUCUAAUCGAUUGGGGCCUGGCAGAGUUUUACCACCCAAACCAAGAGUACAACGUGAGAGUGGCAUCCAGGUACUUCAAAGGUCCCGAACUGCUGGUAGAUUACCAGAUGUAUGACUACAGCUUGGACAUGUGGAGCCUGGGUUGCAUGCUUGCCAGCAUGAUCUUCAGGAAGGAGCCGUUCUUUCACGGUCAUGACAAUUAUGACCAGCUUGUGCGGAUUGCAAAAGUACUUGGCACAGAGGACUUGUAUGACUAUAUUGACAAGUACAACAUUGAAUUGGAUCCACGGUUCAAUGACAUCCUGGGAAGACAUUCCCGCAAAAGAUGGGAGAGGUUUGUGCACAGUGAGAACCAACACCUAGUCAGCACAGAGGCUCUAGACUUCUUGGACAAAUUGCUGCGCUACGACCAUCAAGCUCGCCUCACAGCCAGAGAGGCCAUGGAUCAUCCCUACUUCUAUCCCAUCGUCAAAGAUCAGGGAAGGGGGGCCACUCCUGGGGGCAUGGCUGCCAGCUCCACUCCAGUCAGCUCCUCGAGUAUGAUGGCUGGCAUCACCUCCAUGUCCUCCUCACAGCCGCUGGCUAACAUUGCUGGAUCGCCCGUCAUCUCUGCCCCAAACACUCUGGCCACACAAGUCCCUGCAGCCACCGGGACCCAGCCCUGAAACCACUUCCUCACCUGUGUUAAACGUGUGCUCAUGGCCAUGCCCUGCCUAGCUCUCUCUGCAAGCCAGGGCCAUGGAAACCCCCCCCUCCCCAAACCCCCCACCCUCUUUUUAUGUUGACAAUAACAAAGAAGAUUUAAAUUACUUUUCAUGUUCAGUUCUAUUUUGACACCUGGACUUGACAGAACCGCAUUGUUGCACCUGUCGGGUUUGUUAGACAUUAAUUUGGGUGUGUUACUUGACAAUGCCAUUGUCUAGAAAUUCUAAUAAGAUGUAGACAUAAAGAGAAUGGAUAAUAAAAUUUAUUUUGUAUGUUCCAAAUAUACAGUCUUGCUUGAAACUGUUUGAUGGGGAUCCUGCUGUAUUACACUGUGAAACCUUUACGUGACUUCACACAAACGGGGAAUCGGGGAAAUCUGGUGUGUCCCACCUAUCAGUGCUCGCCGGUUGCACACGAUGUAAUGUGCAGGAGUUGUUAGUGUUUUGAAGUUGUUAGAUGCUUAUCAUUCUUUAAUUGGACAUUUUUGUAGAUAUUCUACAGUUACUGUCAGGUUGCAUGCACCCAAUGCUGAGUUUCACAGGGUCAAUAGUUUGCCAACUUUAUGUUACUUUCACUUCUGUAUGUGUAUGUAAGUGUCCAUGUUUGUUUUUUAUGAAGUCUCUUACACAUGAUUUUGAUUACAUAGACAAUUUUGUAACUUUUUUGUUUUAUGUUGGGAGGAGUCAUCACCUACGGAAAAACAACUUCAAAAAUAAACAAUUUAAACAGGG